AAACCAAAGAACAAUCCACCAAAACCAAAGAAAACCUUUCCCUGUAAUAUUUGUGGCAAGGAAAUGAUAUCAGCAUCCAAAUUGAAAUACCAUAUGGUUAUGCACACGGGAGAAAAGGAUUAUCUUUGUACCAUGUGUCCCAAGGCCUAUUCCACCAUCUAUGCCCUGAAACAUCAUAUGCGUGCCCACACGGGCGAACGACCGUAUGAGUGUAAAUUUUGCGGCGAUCGUUUCCUGAGACCCACUACCCUUAAAAGUCACAUGCGUCGGCAUACCGGCGAAAGGCCUUAUGGUUGUGAAAUCUGUGGCAAACGUUUUAUACAACAUUCCUCAAUGGCUACACACAUGAAAUUGAAUCAUAUGGACAAGACAAUUGCCUGUCCGUACUGCGAUAAGAAAUACGCAAGGCAAACAGAUUUAAAUGUCCAUUUAUUAUCGCACAGUGGUGAUAAGCCGUUUGCCUGUAAACAAUGUCCUAGCCGGUUUACCCGCCAAUCAAACUUGAAUAAACACAUGAAUCAACAGCAUAGUCAGGGUAGUGAACCGCCGGCAAGGGGGAGAUAUGUGAGAUCCACGGUGGUGGAAGAAGCAGCCACUACGAAUGUGAAAAUGGAAGCGGUGUCCUUUGGAGGAGAACACAUGAUGGAGGUGCCGACAACGUUGCCCAGUUCAUCGUCAAAUGAAAUUGUCGUACCCACUACCACCGAUUUUGAUAAAUAUGUAACACCCAAUUGGUCCCUGGAUCAAACGUAG
Messenger RNA from Musca vetustissima, 753 nucleotides. RefSeq names its product zinc finger protein 846-like. The transcript is spliced from 4 exons. Gene Ontology annotation, biological process: regulation of transcription by RNA polymerase II. The coding region runs from base 64 to 753 and encodes 229 amino acids. Gene Ontology annotation, molecular function: RNA polymerase II cis-regulatory region sequence-specific DNA binding; DNA-binding transcription factor activity, RNA polymerase II-specific. The record is from RefSeq and is a predicted model, not a curated record. Lineage: Eukaryota; Metazoa; Arthropoda; Insecta; Diptera; Muscidae. Gene Ontology annotation, cellular component: PcG protein complex; transcription regulator complex.